Enterospora canceri is the source of this 1455-nucleotide messenger RNA. NCBI's taxonomy places the organism in Eukaryota, Fungi, Microsporidia, Enterocytozoonidae. The record is from the annotation of a GenBank genome assembly.
AUGCCAGCUGCCAAUACCAGGAUUCCUGAGACAGAAGUGGUGAAGACGUACGACCUGGUGGGCGUAUUGGGAAUAUUCAGAACAGAACAAAACAGUGGAAUAAAUGAGCAUCUUCUAUUUGUACAAGAUGGAGACGUAUUGGGUAAAAUAGAUGGAUCAGUGGUGUACAGCAUUCGUAGAGUAAGGGCACUGCAGAUUGUUGGUGAUGGUGGAAGUGAAGAAGUGGAAAGUGUGAUCAAUUUGAUUGAAUCUCACCCAUUUUAUUGUACAGGUGCAGAAAUAAAGGAAUGCUACCAGUGGAAUAGCAUUUUGAGAAGAAAUUUCAAUAAGAGAACCAGGAAACAAGGAAGGAGGAAACGAGUGUCACACAGCCUCUUUGUGGAGGACAAAGAGGAGCAGGAGACUGAAUUCGAGAAGAAUGAGCAGAACUAUGCGAUAUUCUCAGACUCAGACAGUUUUAGCCUACUGAAUUUAUUCAGUGGAUACUACGAAUAUCAAACAUACAGAAAUGGUAGCAUUCACUACACAUUUGAAAUACGGUCAUUUGUAUCAACUAACAAGAUAGGACCAAGGAUGCUAUGCAGGGGAGUUGACGAAGAUGGAAAUGCCGCAUUCUUCGUGAAAACGAGUUUCAGGUGCAACUCAAAUCAGUCAAAAAAUGACGAACCCGAAAUCAAUUUCACCAUUUUCAGGGGAUCAGUUCCACUUUUCUGGGCACAGACUGAUCCACUGAAGCCGUCUAAGAUCUGGUUUGAGGGAACAGAGAAGGAGAACAGUGGUGCAUUCAGGAAGCACAUGGAUCAAAUGAAGCAGAAGAACGAGGAUGUCGUGGUCAUCGACUUAUUGGGCCACUCAAAAUACGAGGCCAUUUUAUCACAAAUGUACAGGGAGAAAUGCUGUAAACAGAAAAUAAAAUACAUCAAUUUCCACCUGAAUGCGCACAUAAACGACUACGAGAACAUGAAGAGACUGCUCUACGAUAAGAUACACCGCAUUGGCGCAGAUGACAACGGCUGCAUCCUCGACGAGGAGACCUCGGCCGAAUCUGAAAUCAGCGCCUUUGAAACAGAGACCCUUGCAAGUUACAGCCUCCUUGAGGAGAGCGAAUGCUUCUCAAACACCCCACAAAUCGACCAGAACAGGGUUUACAGGGUGAACUGUCUCGACUGCCUCGAUAGAACGAAUUUGUGUCAGUUUCUGAUAUUCAACUAUCACAACCCCUACAAAUUCAAUAUUGUAAAAAGUAUGUGGAAGAAUAACGGAAAUGCAUUGGCACAGCUGUACACUGGAUCACAGGCACUGAAGAGUGACUUCAGCAAGGAGAAAAAGAGAUCACUCUUAAGCAGAGUCAAUGACAUAAUGAUAUCAGCAAAUAGAAUGAUAAACAACAAGUUCAAUGAUGGGGAGAAGCAAAGAGUGAUAGACCUGCUAUUGAAGGGUGGAAAUGGGAAGUGA